This is a messenger RNA of Gastrolobium bilobum, 1364 nucleotides long. RefSeq lists its product as uncharacterized. The record is from RefSeq and is a predicted model, not a curated record. Bases 109 to 1107 code for a protein of 332 amino acids. NCBI's taxonomy places the organism in Eukaryota, Viridiplantae, Streptophyta, Magnoliopsida, Fabales, Fabaceae. The transcript has 5 exons.
UGAUAAUGGCAUUUGCUUUCACCCAAUCUAAUGGUCACACACACACACACACACACUGAGGUCCGAACGGUGAACUGAACCACUCAAUGCCCAAGCUUCACUGAAGCUAUGACGACGACCACAACGACGUCGUUCCCAACAUCUCUGUGCUCGUUCCUUUCACCCAAACCCUUGGCCUCAAAAUCUUCACUCUAUGUAAAUCCAGUUCACAACUCCUUAAGCUCCACCCGUUGGUUCUCUGCAGAGAAACACGCCAAUUCGAGGAACCAUUUGUGGUGCGAGGCUCGCCGAAAACCCACGGCGUUAGCAACCUCCUCCUCGGCGGAAGAGGACGAUGAUGAGAAUUUAAGGAGAGUGCUUCAAAUUGUGUUGUGGGUCGCAGAGGGUGUCUACAUUUUGUGGCUCUUCCUGCUUCCUUAUGCCCCUGGAGAUCCUGUAUGGGCCAUCAGUUCGGACACAUUUAACUCUCUUGUGGGACUUUCUCUCAAUUUCUUUUUCAUCUUGCCUUUCAUGAACUUUGUCGGCAUUCGUUUGAUUGAUGCCCCAGUUCUUCAUCCUAUGUCUGAAGGAGUAUUCAACUUUGUGAUUGGCUGGACUUUCAUGUUUGCCCCUUUGCUAUUCACAGAUCGAAAGAAAGAUAGAUACAAGGGAUCUCUAGAUGUACUCUGGGGCCUGCAAAUGUUCCUGACAAAUACGUUUUUGAUCCCAUACAUGGCUAUACGAUUGAAUGAUGCUGAUGAUGAGAGUGUUCCAAUCAAACGUUCACAAUUGGGCUCUGUGAUGAUAAAUGGUGCUCCACUUGUUGGACUGAUUGGUGGGAGUGCAUGUCUUAUAUCUCUAUUGUGGGCUCUUUUUGGUCGAAUGGAUGCAAAUUUUGGGGGCAUAGUAGACAGAUGGGAGUACUUGGUUGGUUAUAUUGGAUCAGAAAGGCUGGCUUAUGCUUUCAUAUGGGAUAUAUGUCUUUACAUGAUUUUUCAACCUUGGUUGAUUGGUGACAACCUCCAGAAUGUCCAGGAAAAUAAGGUUGUUGUAGUAAAGUAUCUUAGAUAUGUACCUGUGGUUGGUUUAAUUGCUUAUCUUCUUUGCUUGGAGCCAAAAGAGGUAUAACUUGUGUGUUUGGAUGAUUAGUUUAUUUUGCACUCAAAAAGGCUUUUCAGUUUAAAAUCAUCUCUUGAACAUUUUGUGGAAAAGCUUCUUUGAAUUCAAAAUAAGCUAAUCCACACACUUUCAUGUAUCAAUUCCUAUUGUUUCAUGAUGUUUAUGUUACACAUAGUCACAGAGAAUAAUAUGUAUUUUUAGCUGCCUAUGACUGAAACUACUUGCAUAUCCUUCGAUGCUGUUAAAUAUAAUUUUAAGCUGGAUUU